This is a messenger RNA of Nanorana parkeri, 8604 nucleotides long. RefSeq names its product IgGFc-binding protein-like. The record is from RefSeq and is a predicted model, not a curated record. The coding region runs from base 1 to 8604 and encodes 2867 amino acids. The transcript is spliced from 21 exons. Gene Ontology annotation, molecular function: protein binding. NCBI's taxonomy places the organism in Eukaryota, Metazoa, Chordata, Amphibia, Anura, Dicroglossidae.
AUGGCGGAAAGGGAGGUGGCCAGCGAGGACAGGCAGCCAGGUGAGAUAAAUGGGGAGAGAUACAACCUUCCUUUCCAGUCUCGCCAUCGGGAGUUUUGGAUAAACCAACAAGGGAAUAACAUCAUUGUUUGGACUAAAGAUGGGAUCACGGCCAUGUUUGACGGGUAUUACUAUGUGUCAGUCUGGAUACCGAGCACCUACUCUGAAUUAACCGAAGGCCUCUGCGGAAAUUUCAAUAAAAAUCCGGGCGAUGACACCCGCCUUCCGAAUGGCACCAUUGUCAAUGAUGUAGCGGUUUUUGGAGAGUCCUGGUCAAUAGAUAAACAUAGGUCGGGCUGCAGAGGAUGCUCUGGCGAUCAAUGUCCAAAGUGUGACAAAGCCAGCUUUGCUCUGGCCAAUUCACCAACAAAAUGUGGAAUGAUUUCAGAUCCCCAGGGACCGUUCAAAGAAUGCCAUCAACUGGCAAACCCGGAGAACUAUGUCAAGGGCUGUGCGUUUGAUGUAUGCAAUGGAGGUGGUGGUCAGGACGCUUUGUGUGCCAGUCUGCAAGCCUACACAGCACUGUGCCAAGAAAAAGGAGCAAAUGUUGGUGCUUGGAGGAACAUCGACAAUUGCUCACUUAGCUGUCCAGCCAACAGCCACUAUAGCCCAUGUACCCGAUCCUGUGAAUUCACCUGCUAUGGUCUACUGGCAUCCAGCCUUUGUAGUAAAGAGUGUUUCGAGGGAUGUGAGUGCGACCCCGGCUAUGUCUUCGACGGCGAUCAAUGCGUUUCUUUCGCCAAAUGUGGUUGCAUUCAUAACGAGAGAUAUUUGAAGGCCAAUGAAACAGUGCUAAGUGAGGACUGCACCCAAGAGUGCACUUGUAGCCCGACCUCUGGCAUGCACUGCCAGAACAGGAGCUGUACCGAAGAUGAGAUCUGUCAGAUUCGGGAUGGCUUGAGGUCUUGUGUUAACAAAGACCCAUGCAAAUACAAAACAUGCCGUGUGAAGGAGAACUGUCAAGUUCAAAACGAGAAAGCAGUCUGUGUGCCGGAUUAUGAGGGUCUGUGUUGGGCAUGGGGGGACCCUCAUCACCUCACGUUUGAUGGCAAGGAGUUUGAUUUCCAAGGAACCUGCACCUACACUUUGGCACAGUAUGCUGGCAAUGAUACCAGCCUGGAGCCAUUCAAGGUUACCAUUAAAAAUGACAACAGAGGAACCCAAGAUGUGUCUUAUGUCGGAAGGGUGAAGGUGACCAUGUAUGGCGUUACAGUUACCAUUCAAACUGGAGACUUCAAUAAGAUACGAGUCAAUGGUGAACUGACCAAUCUGCCACGCACUCUCGCUGAUGGAAGACUGAAAGUAAGCCAGAGUGGUAUGACAGCCAUGGUGGAAGCUCAGAACAAUGUUUUUGUGAGUUAUGACUGGAACGCGUUAGCUAUUGUAGUUAUUCCCAGUAGCUAUUACAACACAACUUCUGGACUGUGCGGCAACUUCAACCAGGAUCCAAACGAUGAGCAGAGCAGUCGUAAUGGGGCAGCGCUCCCUUCAAUCACAGAAUGGAUAAAAGAAUGGAAGGAGGAUGACCAGGAUCUUUUCUGUUUUGAUGAGUGUCCCGGACAGUGUCGAAACUGUGACAAGGACAAGAAGGCUCAGUACAGAGGGGAUGAUCAGUGUGGUAUCCUUCUUAAAGAGGAUGGCCCUUUCAGAGACUGUAUUAAAAAAGUAAAUCCCAAAAAAUUCUUUGAACCCUGUCUCUUUGAUGUCUGUAUGAACGAUGGAGCAAAGGCCAUUCUGUGUCAAGCCCUGGAGACCUAUGCAAAGAUGUGCUUAAAUGAAGGCGUUAAGGUUUAUGAUUGGAGGAAAACUUCUGGUUGUCCAAUGUUAUGUAACAUUAAGAACAGCCAUUACAAUGCCUGUGGUAAUGCCUGUCCAGCUACUUGCUCUGACAAGAAUGCUCCAGCCACAUGUAAAAGAUCCUGUGUAGAGACUUGUGAGUGCAACGAAGGGACGGUCCUUAGUGGGGACAAGUGCGUUAACAUAUCAAGCUGUGGCUGCAACCACAACGGGCGAUAUCAUGAGCCUAACCAGUCCUGGCAUGAUGAGAAAUGUAGCACACUUUGCCAAUGCCAGUCGGGUCUCGGGAAGGUGGUUUGCCAACCAAGCAAAUGCAAAGACAGCGAGACCUGCACAGUGGUCAAUGGAAUACGAGGAUGUCAUCCUAAAGGGUUUUCAACCUGCAUAACCCAUGGAGAUCCUCAUCACCAGACAUUUGACGGAAAGAGAUUUGCAUUCAUGGGUGGUUGUAUCUACCAGUUGGUGAACGUAACGGAUCCCUUCUUGAAACACUUCUCCAUCACUGUUGAAAAUGAAAAGCGUGGUAACGAAGCUGUGUCCUUCACCAAAAGUGUGACCUUGCACCUGGACAGCCACACCAUGACUCUGAGCAGAGACCACCCACAACAGAUUAAGGUUGAUGGUAUAUUGAGGAGCUUGCCAUAUUUUCAUGAGCCAACAAGAACAAGAGCCUACCACUCAGGGGCUCUUAUAAACCUUCAAACAAGUUUUGGACUGGAUUUAAGCUAUGGGGGCUGGAAUUAUGUACGUGUAAUCUUACCAAGCACCUACACAGGCGCCGUAAAUGGUCUAUGUGGCAACAAUAAUGGAAAUCCAUCUGAUGACUUUGUCCAAAGAGAUGGGGUAACAGCAAAAGAUGUGAAGGAAUUUGGAGAGCACUGGAAAGUUGGAGAGUUUGCUGAGUGUAAGGGUGAAUGCUCUGACUGUUCAAAGUGCAAUGAUCAACAACGAGAGGUCUACAGGGGCAGCCAGUACUGCGGCCUUCUCAUGAAACCUGAUGGACCAUUUGGGCAAUGUCAUACCUCCAUUGAUCCGAAACCUUUCUUUGAUGACUGUGUGUUUGAUGCAUGUGAAUACAAAGGUCACCAGUCUGUAAUUUGUGAUAUCAUGGCUUCCUACGUUUAUGAGUGUCAAAGGAAUGGAUCCACGAUUAAGGAUUGGAGAACACCAUCUUUCUGUGAACUGACCUGCCCUCCAAACAGUCACUAUGAGCUCCUUGGAAAUGGUUGUCCUGCCACCUGCUUUGGUCUGAUUGCUCCACCAUCUUGCAUACAAUCUUAUACGGAAGGAUGCUACUGUGACAAUGGCUUCAUCCGCAGCGGUGAGGACUGCGUGUCAGUGUCAAAAUGUGGUUGUGUCUUUGAGAACACCUACUACAAAGAGGGACAGGAGUUCUACGCCGACAGUCUUUGCCAGAGGAAAUGCACAUGUGGCGCCAAUGGUGUAGCCACCUGCCAGGACAGCUCCUGCGGAGCCAACGCUGAAUGCAAAGUUGUGGAUGGAGUCCUAGGAUGCCACCCCAAAGAGUUUGGACAGUGUGUAGCUUGGGGAGACCCCCACUACAUCACUCCCGAUGGCCUGUACUACUCAUUCCAGGGCACCUGCACCUACACACUUCUUAGGGUGAAUCGAAAUAGUGAUGAAUUUGAAGUGAUGGUGAGCAAUGAACCAUAUCACAAUGUGGCAGUCACCAAAUCGGUCACAGUGAGAGUUGGAAAACACAUGAUUAGCUUGGAGAGAGGAAGACCGUGGAGUGCACUGAUCAAUGGAGAGAGAUACAACCUUCCUUACUACUCUCACAGUCAGGAGUUUUGGAUAAACCAACACGGCAACAAUGUCUUUGUUCAAACUAAAAAUUGGUUUACAGUCAUGUUUGACCAGCAACAUUGUGUGUCGGUCUGGAUACCGAGCACCUACUCUAGUUUAAUUGAAGGCCUCUGUGGAAAUUUCAACAAAAAUUCUAAGGAUGAAUUCCGCCUUCCAAAUGGCACCAUCGCCAGUGAUGUCACAGUUUUCGGUGAGUCCUGGGUAGUAUCUAGAGAUGGAUCUGACUGCAGAGGAUGUUCUGGUGACCAAUGUCCAAGGUGUGAUGAGGCCGGCACUGCUUUGGCCAGAUCCCCCACUAAGUGUGGAAUGAUUGCGGACCCUGAAGGUCCAUUAAAAGACUGUCACCGCCUUGUGCAACCAGCUACAUAUGUCAACAGCUGCGUCUAUGACAUUUGCAACGGACGUGGUGGUCAAGAGGCUCUGUGUGCCAACCUGCAAGCCUACACAGCAUUGUGCCAAGAAAAAGGAGGCAACAUUGAAGCUUGGAGGAACCUCACAAGCUGCCCACUUACCUGUCCACCCAACAGCCAUUACAGCCAAUGUACCCAAUCCUGUAAAUUCACCUGUCAUGGAAUUCUGGCACCCAGCUCUUGUAGUAAGACAUGUUUCGAGGGAUGUGAGUGCGAUAAUGGCUACGUCUUUGAUGGAGAAAAUUGCGUUAGCAUUGACAAAUGUGGCUGCAUUCAUAAUGGAAGAUAUCUCAAGUUCAAUGAAUCAUUACUCAAUGACAAUUGCACCCAGGAAUGUACUUGUGAUCCAUCCGGACGUAGUACCUGCUCUAACAGGACCUGUGCCAAUGAUGAGAAAUGUCAGCUUCUGGAUGGAGCAAGGUCUUGUGUCAGCACAAAUCCAUGCAAAUUCACAACCUGCCGUCAAAAAGAGACCUGCCAAGUUCAAGACAACAAAGCGGUUUGCGUUCCGGAUUACACAGGCUCGUGCUGGGCCUGGGGCGACCCCCACUUCCGUAGUUUUGACGGCAGGGAAAUGGACUUCCAGGGCACCUGUACCUAUAUUCUUUCUCAGUAUGUUGGAUCCAACAGCUCCAGUAACUCCCUGGAGCCAUACGAGAUAACCAUCAAAAAUAACAACCGAGGAACCCAAGCCGCUUCCUUUGUCAAGUUGAUGAGAGUGAAAGUCUUUAAUUAUGAGAUUGUGAUCCAAUUUGGUGAUUUCCCGAAGAUUCAAGUCAAUGGUGUAAUGACAAAUCUUCCAGUUAGUCUCCUCGGUGGGAAGUUAAAUGCCAGUCGCAGUGGUCUUACGGCUGUUGUGGAAACUUCAUUUGGACUGGUUGCCACAUAUGAUUGGAACUGGCACUGCACAGUAUCUAUUCCCAGUAGCUAUUAUGACUCCACAUCUGGUAUGUGCGGAAACUUCAAUCAGGAUCCAAAAGAUGAUCAAAAAGCACCCAAUGGAACAAUAAUCAGCUCAGUUAUAGACUGGGCUUCAGAGUGGAAGGUUUAUGACCUAGAUCCAUUCUGUUUUGAUUACUGUCCGGGCGAAUGUCCGGUCUGUGACGAGGACAAAAAGCGCCAGUAUGGCGGCCAGAAUGCCUGCGGAAUGCUGUUCAAGGAGGAUGGUCCUUUCAGAGAGUGCCCUAAAAAAGUCAACCCCAAGAAUUUCUUUAAUGCCUGCCUGUUUGACGUCUGUAUGAAUGAUGGAGCGCAGAGCAUUCUAUGUCAAGCUCUAGAGGCCUUCUCAACCACCUGUUUAAGCCAAGGACUUCAGAUUUAUGAUUGGAGGACACCCUCUGGCUGCCCUAAGGUAUGUGAAGACAAAAACAGUCAUUACAAUGCUUGUGCAUCUGCUUGUCCUACCAGCUGUGCCGACAGAAAUGCCCCAGCCAAGUGCACAAGACCAUGCAUAGAAACCUGCGAGUGCAAUGCUGGUAUGGUCCUCAGCGGAGAUAAGUGCGUUCCCAUUACCAGCUGUGGCUGUCAGUAUAACGAUCAGUACUAUGAACCUAACCAGUCAUGGUAUGAUGAGGAAUGUGCCGUCCUCUGCAAAUGUGACCCCAUUUUGGGAACUGUAGACUGUCAGUCAACUAGUUGCAAAGAGACUGAGACCUGUAUGCUGUCCAACGGAAUACGAGGCUGCUACCCAACUGCAUAUUCAACUUGUGCAUCCAAUGGGGAUCCCCAUUACCGCACAUUUGAUGGCAAGAGAUUUCCAUUCAUGGGCAACUGUGUCUACCAGCUGGUGAAAAUGACGUCAAAUGACUCGUCCCUGAGUCGCUUUACAAUCAACGUUCUGAAUGACCACCGAGGGAACAACGCUGUGUCCUUCACCAAAGAUGUGAUCGCCGAAGUCCACAAUAAGACCAUAACCAUGAGUAAAGACUACCCACGACAGAUCAAGGUUGAUGGAAACCUUGUCGACUUACCCUACUAUUCAGACUCAACAAAGAUAAUGUCAUAUAUCUCAGGAAACAAUAUUAUCAUCAGAACUGGCUUCGAUAUCACAGUGACUUUUGACGGAUUGAACGCCGUCAGUGUGAAGCUCCCGAGUACCUACAGAGGGGCGGUUAGUGGACUGUGUGGUAACAAUAACGGAGACCCCUCAGAUGAUUUCACCUUUGGAGAUGGUGCAGCCGCCAGAACUGCAGAUGAAUUUGGAAACCGCUGGAAAGUGAAAGAAGUAGCAGGAUGUACGAGCACUUGUUCCGACUGUCCGAAAUGUACUGAGAAAGAAAAAAAAAUCUACGAAAGGGAAAAUUACUGCGGACUUCUCAAGAAACCCAAAGGACCCUUCAGCCAGUGUUAUCAUGCCAUUGACCCAACUCCUUAUUUUGACAACUGUGUGUUUGAUGCAUGUGCAUACAAAGGCCACCUGUCUGUUGUCUGUGCCAGCAUAGCAGCUUAUAUUUCAGACUGCCAAAGCAAUGGAUCUGUUAUCCAACCUUGGAGAAAGCCAUCAUUUUGUGAAAUGAAUUGCCCCUCAAAUAGUCAUUAUGAGCUCCUGGGUGACGGAUGCCCUGCUACUUGUUUUGGCCUCAUAGCUCCACCAGCCUGUAAGCAAUCCCACACCGAAGGCUGCUACUGCGAUAACGGUUUCAUCCUGAGUGGAAAAGAUUGCGUGGCUGUUUCAGAAUGCGGCUGCGUCUUUGAAAAAACCUACUACAAGGAGGGGCAGGAGUUCUACCCCGACAAACUCUGCCAGAGGAAAUGUACAUGUGACAUGCAAGGUACGGUCAACUGCAAAAACACAUCAUGCGGACUGGAUGAAGAAUGCAAAGUGGCCUAUGGAGUCUUGGGUUGCCAUCCCAAAGAGGUAGCCCAAUGCAUAGCCUGGGGCGACCCUCACUACAUCACCCCCGAUGGCCUGUACUAUGAUUUCCAAGGUACCUGCUCCUACAGGCUUAUCAGAGUGAAGAAAGGUCGGGUCUAUUUUGAUGUCACGGUAGAUAACGAACCAUUCGGCAAAAUGGCAGUCACUAAAUCUGUGAUUGUUACAGUUGGAAAUUAUGUUAUACACCUGGGAAGAGACACAGUCUGGACUGUUUUGAUCAACAGAGAGAAAUACAUUCUUCCGUGGCGUUCUCCGAACCAUGACAUCUGGAUCAACAAAGAAGGAAAUAAUGUAUUCAUUUAUUCCAAAUUUGGCUUCGUGGUUAUGUAUGACCAUUGGUCAUUUGUUUCAGUCUGGAUUCCAAGUUCAUACUCCGGCCUCUCUGAAGGUCUCUGCGGAAAUUACAACAAGAACCCCAAUGAUGAUUUCCGUCUUCCAAAUGGAUCCAUUGCCACUGAUAAAAUGGCUUUUGGUGAGUCUUGGAUUGUAGCUCGCCACGGGUCGGACUGCCGAGGAUGUUCUGGAGAUCAGUGUCCAACGUGUGAUAACGUUAGCUUCGCUGCGGCUAAUUCGACUACCAAGUGUGGAAUGAUUAUAGAUUCUCAGGGUCCAUUCAAGGAAUGCCAUCCACUGGUCAAACCUGAAGUAUAUUACCGAAGCUGUUUGGUUGAUGUCUGUUCUGGACGUCGAGGUCAAGAGGCUUUAUGUGCCAGUCUGCAAGCCUACGCAGCAUUAUGCCAAAAACAAGGAGCCAGAGUUGGAGCGUGGAGGAACAGCACUAAGUGCCCACUUGCAUGCCAGAAGAACAGUCACUAUGAGCCCUGCACCCGGACGUGUGACUUCACUUGCCAUGGACUCCUGGCGGCCAGCACCUGUAGCGAGCAAUGCUUUGAAGGAUGCCAGUGUGACACCGGCUACAUGUUUGAUGGCGAAAAAUGUGUAACAAUGGACAAAUGCGGUUGCACUCACAACGGAAGAUACCUCAAGGCCAAGGAAUCAGUGGUCAACGAGGAGUGCUCUCGCCGCUGUACCUGUCACUCGGGCAUUGUGUCCUGCGUCAAUGCAACUUGUGCAGCCAAUGAGCUGUGCCAGCUGAGAGACGAAGUUCGUGGAUGUCGUCCAAGGGAGUCCAAGUGCACGCUAAGCGGUGACCACCAUUUUAUUACGUUCGACGGGGUCUCAGGGAAGUUCCCUCUGCAUGGGUCCUAUGUACUGUCGUCGUCUUGCAACAGGAGCCAAGACAGCCAGUUUAUGAUUGUCGUUGAUAUCCCCAAAUGUGGUGGAAAGGAUGGAAAGAGUUCAUCGCUUCAAGUGCUUACUUCUCAUGGUUUGAUCUCAGUCAACGGAGAACAGGAGGUCUGGUUAAACGGAUGGGAGCUGAAAGACACGACUGAGCUUGGAGAUGGUGCAGUGAAGGUUAAUGUCUCCAAACCCGACAUAACCAUUGAGCUUCGCAAUAAGAUAACUGUGAUCUUUAAAGGAAACGAUGAAAUCCAGUUGAUUGCCAAGGAACGAAUAGCUGGACAAGUGUGUGGAUCUUGCGGGAACUUCAACAGAGAUGCCAGCGAUGAUCUUCCAUUAAAGAACGGCGAGCCAUCCAGAGACAUUGCUUACACAAUCCAUUCCUGGGCCGCAAAACACCUCUCCACAUGGUAA